This is a messenger RNA of Cutaneotrichosporon cavernicola, 933 nucleotides long. RefSeq lists its product as uncharacterized. The transcript has 5 exons. Gene Ontology annotation, biological process: deadenylation-dependent decapping of nuclear-transcribed mRNA. The record is from RefSeq and is a predicted model, not a curated record. Gene Ontology annotation, cellular component: P-body; nucleus. Lineage: Eukaryota; Fungi; Basidiomycota; Tremellomycetes; Trichosporonales; Trichosporonaceae. Gene Ontology annotation, molecular function: hydrolase activity; RNA 7-methylguanosine cap binding. The coding region runs from base 1 to 933 and encodes 310 amino acids.
AUGGAUGACACAGACGAGCUCAAGCCGUGUGAUCUCGCCGGGCUGGAAACGUUCGAGUUUGAGCGCGUGCUCUUGGAAAACACCCUCUCCGGCUCGUGUUACCUCCUCGGCAAGCUGCAUGGCGAACCGGCGAUCGUGCAUGUACAGCGCACCGCUGUUGACCCGUCCGCUGCUCCUAAUAUUGUGAAGGAGGGACUGGAGAGCCUCAACGUGUUUCUUGACAACCGUCCGUACUUCUCGGCCCACGCGCUGCUGAAGCGCGGCCCCGACGCGCUCCCCGACCUCGCACUCAAACUCAUCUGGCCAUGCACCGAAGUCCAUAUCAAGAAGUACACGGCGCAGCCUCGCCGCCUACUCACCGAGACGCCAGCCCUCUACGCUCAAGUGGUGGAGCCGUAUAUCUCGAGUUUCCCGCCCGAGCGCACAGCAUGGGUCCAUGCCAUCCUCGAAGGCCGGAAGGAGGCGGAGCGAGUCCUCUUCUCUAGUCCCGGAGAAGAGGGGUUCAUGCUCGUCCCGGACUUGAAGUGGGACGGCACGACCACUGCCGGUCUGUACCUCACGGCCAUUGUACGUGAUGGUAGUAUCCGGAGCAUGCGCGAUUUGGAGCGUCGCCACAUCCCCCUCCUGAAGAGUAUCAAGCGCGAGGCAUACAGUGUAUGCGCUGAGAAAUGGGAUGUGGCGGCCGGUGAACUGAGGCUGUUUAUUCAUUACCAGCCGUCCUACUACCACUUCCACGUACAUGUUGUUCAUGUCGCGCAUGAAAUCUUUGCUGGCAUGGCUGUUGGGCAGGGGCACAUGCUCGACGAUGUCGUUAACUGGCUUGAGCUGAGUCCCGAGGAGGGACCGAGCUUGCCGGCCCUCAUGACGUUUACAUAUGCGCUCGGCACCGAGCAUGGGUUAUACGCUGACCUUGUUGCUGGGCAGGAGGAGUAG